UCUGCGUAACAAACCAGGGGGCUGAGCCAUGUACUUAAUGUGGUAUUUAUUCAUAUACUGGGAAAAUCACCGUUGAAGUCAUGUCGUGGAAGAAAUGACGGAUUUAAAACAGCCUUUAACAUGGACGAAAGCACGUGCAGGCUGCUGGUGAGGCUCGCGCAGGAGGGACAGCUGAGCUCUCUAGAGGAAGUGAUAUCUUCAGGCGGCUCGGCGGCGGUUCAGACCGUCAGCAGCAAACACUUCGGACGGUCGGGGGACACCCUGCUGCACUACGCUGCCAGGCGGGGACACCUGGACAUGGUGGAGUACCUGAUAAAGCAGCUCGGCGUGGAUGUGGAGGCGCACAACAACGACUACAAGAGGCCGCUGCACGAAGCUGCUUCUAUGAGCCACCAGGCGUGUGUUAGCUAUCUGCUCCGGGAAGGAGCCACGGUGGACAGCUUGAAGAAAGCUGACUGGACUCCACUGAUGAUGGCCUGCACCCGGAGGAACCUUGGCGUGGUCCAGGAGCUGCUGUGCCGCGGCGCCGACCCCGCGCUGAAAAACAAGGACGGCUGGAACUCCUUCCACAUCGCCUGCAGGGAGGGCGAUCCCCUGGUCGUCCGGCACAUUCUUGUUGCCGCACCGGACGUCUGGAGGACGGCGAGCAAGACGCGCCGGACUGCGCUGCACACUGCAGCGAUGCACGGCCGUGAGGAGGUUGUUCAGAUCUUGCUGGAGAGAUGUGGCUAUGCCCCGGACUGCACUGACAGCUGUGGAGUCACUCCUUUCAUGGAUGCCGUCAGGAACGGACACGUGUCUGUGGCCCGGCUGCUUCUAGAGAAACACCAGGCGUCUCCAACAGCAGCUGACGUACUCGGGGCUCAGGCGGUGCACCAAGUCGCCGUCACCGGCCAGGAGGAGGCGCUGCGGUUCCUGGUGCUGGACUUAAACGUAGACGUGAAUCAGAGGGCCACUGGUGUCCAGCUCACUGCCCUGCAUUACGCUGCAAAGGAGGGCCACACGUCCACGAUACAAACUCUGCUGGAGCUGGGGGCAGAUCUUCACGCUCGGGACCAAAAGGGAAGAACUGCCCUUCACAUGGCCUGCAUCGGGCAGCACGCCGCCGCCGCCAGGACUCUCCUGCAGCUGGGACUCCGAGACUCCGAGGACGCAUGUGGCGCGACAGCGAUGCAGCACGCCAGGAAACCAGACGUCGUGCGAGUGUUUGAACGUGGCCUACCAGACCCACCGUGACAUCACAUUAGUGACACGGGGCACAGAUCUGAACCUGAAAACCUUUCAUGUGAUUAAAGUCAAUCAAUCUAGGGUGGAAUAAACCUCAACUCGUACCGUGUUGUGGGGUGUAUUGUUGAAUGACAGAAUAUUGGGACCUCAAUCUCAUUGCAUCUCAUAUAUUUACAUCGGACCGGACUUUUGCGCGACAAAAUGUAACUUCAAAAGUCCACAAGGAUGUUUGUGCCAAGAGGCCGGCCUCUCCACCACACAGGAGCAAGUAUGUUGUUUAAAGAACGCUGUGCAGUGAGGUGUAGGUAGAUAUUAUUGGACAAAUUAUAUAUAUCUUAUACACCUGCCUGUGUAUGAUAUUUGUACAAUUGUUGCUACGAUGACGGACACAAAGCAAAACCUAAGCUUUAAAUAUUAGCAACCAUCUCUGAUAGUUCUAUGGUCUUUUUUUUCAGAACUAGUGUAUGUAAAUGAUAAUGUGUUUGAAGAAUUGAAUGUAGUUGUAAGCUGCCGAGUUGAGUUACUCGGGGAAGUAAAACAGAGGCUGACUUUGUGAGCUCAACAACAGGUGUG
Cyclopterus lumpus (lumpfish) is the source of this 1800-nucleotide messenger RNA. It is a transcript of the gene ankrd16, whose product is annotated as ankyrin repeat domain 16. Gene Ontology annotation, molecular function: protein binding. The record is from RefSeq and is a predicted model, not a curated record. Lineage: Eukaryota; Metazoa; Chordata; Actinopteri; Perciformes; Cyclopteridae. The coding region runs from base 121 to 1236 and encodes 371 amino acids. The transcript is spliced from 8 exons.